AUGGCCUUCCCGUCCGGGGUGAUGAGAGCGACCACCUGCACGCGACCUGUGGUAGCCUACGUUGCCAAGGAUGAUCAAAACUACGGCAGCGCAAACUGCGCUUGUGACGCGAUGCGAGGCCAGCUUGACGUCUAUUUCCCCAAGGAGGACUUCAACUCGUACAAGUCCGCGAUGUCUUCGAUCAACAACCAUUUAACCGGGCAUGCUGAGCCGCCUUGCGUCGUGCUUCCGACGAGCGAGGGUGACGUCAUUAACGCGGUCAAGAUUAGCAACAAGCACAAAGCGAAAGUCACCGUGAUGGGCGGCGGUCACUCUGCAGUGAGCUCAUCUGACCUGGCGAUCCUCAUCAGCAUGAAGGUGCCCGCGAUGCAAAGCAUCAACUUCGAACCAUUGUACAGUCGCGUUAGGGGCGUCACUCUCAUCACUCCGGACGGCGAAAAGCACGAGCUCUCCGAGUCGUCGCAGGGCAAUGACGCUGAUCUCUGGUGGGGCGUGCGCGGCGCGGCGCCGCAGCUCGGCAUCGUGACCAGCGUGACCAUCGAGACGCGCACACUUCCCGACCCAUACCGCUCGUUGUUCUCGCUGGACGCCAUAGCGCUGCCCAUGAAGACACUCCUCAUGAAGAACUUCCUGGAGCAGUCGGCAACGGCGCCAGAUGACACGAGCCUCAACAUGGUCGUAGGGGUGGCCAUGGACAAGAAUAAAUGGCAGUGGCAGCGCGUGCAGGCGUUCUACGCGACAGGCAACGGCCUGGUGCAGUGGGACCCAAGCUGUACGUGCUCCGCGUGCAAGGUGCAACAGUCGGAGUGCUCGAAACAGUCGGCAGAGCCCGCCCAACGGGCUCUCAACACGCUCCUCAAAGAAAGCGGAGAAGCGGAGGCAACAGAGGGUUACACUUGCGACCCGGAAUCGUCCUCCCACACGUACUACACACCGGGUCUCGACUUCGGCCCCCACACCGGCACCAAGAGUAACCGGCUCACAAAGGUCUACUCGACGCCUGACUACCUCGUCAACGCGUUGGACUUUGCGUUCCCCCCAUUAGACUUUGCGAAGGACACGAGUGACGCCAGCAAAUUCUUCGGCGCUGGAAGCGUCGACAAGAGGGUGUUCUGGGGCAAGCCACCCUCGCCCGAUCUCGAGCCUGGCAUGGCCCUUGGGGGAUGCCAACCCCCCCUCUACAAGACGACUUGCCGGUCUUACCUUGCCUUUGAGAUCCAGAGCAUCAUCAUCAAGCUGAACGAUCCCAAGAGCAGCAGUGACAUCGCCCAGCUCUUUUACGACGCCCUCAUUGAGCUGGGCUCUUACAACACAAGCGGCAAGAUCGAGUCGGCCAACAUCGCGCUGCAGCAUACCGGCGGCAACGUCGAGAAGACCGACAGCAGCAGCAUGGCAUACUUCAACCGCAAGCAAGACUGGGGCUGCAGCAUCACGUGCGCCUACUAUCAGGACGUCAAAGACCCCCAGUCCGCCGACAAUUUGUCCAAUGAAACCACAUGGGACGGAGGCAACUGCGCCGAUUGGGUAGCUGCCUUGGUCGAUAAACUCGACCCCAAAGGCGUCUACAUCGUGGACACGAAGCCGUGGGUGAAAAACACAGAGUGGCAGGUCAAGCGCGCAUUCGGUGACAACCUCGACCGCCUCUGCAAGCUCAAGCACGAAGUCGACACCAAGAACAUGUUUGGGGGCGCAAUGCUGGAUGGGUGCCCCCGGUAG
Emiliania huxleyi CCMP1516 is the source of this 1716-nucleotide messenger RNA. RefSeq lists its product as hypothetical. Lineage: Eukaryota; Haptophyta; Isochrysidales; Noelaerhabdaceae. Gene Ontology annotation, molecular function: flavin adenine dinucleotide binding; oxidoreductase activity. The record is from RefSeq and is a predicted model, not a curated record. The transcript is spliced from 2 exons. The coding region runs from base 1 to 1716 and encodes 571 amino acids.